CAAAACGACGAAUCAUGAGAUGGUGGAAACGCCACAAGAAGAAACACCAAUUUUAGCUGCUGAGUCAACACCGCAGCCACCUCCUCCGCCGGGAGACGGCGGCGGUGGAGGAGGAUGGGGCGGUGGCUGGGGAUUUUCUGCGUUUUCUUAUCUUACGGACCUUCAGAAGGCUGCUACUGUUGCUGCUGAAGAGAUAUCCCGCAAUGGUUUGAAAGUUAUUGACCAUUCAGUCGAGAAUUUUGCUUCAGGAGCUUGGCAAGCAUUAGGAAACACAAUCAAAGGAGGUUCAGAUUUAGUCCACAAGCUUGAGAAUUCAGCUGUAGAUAUUGCAGAAUCAAUUCAGCAUGGUGGUUUACCUGCCACAACCGGUUCCGUUGGACCAUCGAUACUAGAGACUGGAAAAACUUUCACUGCUAAAGGAAUGGAAGUGAUUGAGCUGCUGGGGAGAGAAACUAUGGAUCUUCUGAUUGCAGAAACUGGUAUUAAUGUUGACAAGAUCUCCAAAGAUGCUGAAGGGAAAAUAGAUGAAGAUCAGUAUUUUGAGGAAGUCACAUUUGACCGAUGCUUUUAUAUUUAUGGUGGUCCCGAGCAUUUGGAGGAGCUGGUGGCAUUGUCCAACCAUUAUGUGAUGCUGUUCAACCGAAAAAAAGCAAAACUUCCAUCUGAUCAAAGGUCUUCGUACGAUGGAAAGCUUAAAGAGGUUCAGCAGAUUUUUGACUUAGUUCUGAAGUAGAUGGAAGUGAUAUAGAGUUGGAAAAAGGGAAGAAAGUUGAGACUGGAACCUGGGAUAGCACGGAUGAGGUGAAGAAAUUGCAUGAUUCUAGUGUGAGCAAAGCUGCAGAAUUGGCAGCAGGGUAACAUCAAGCUCUGAUAUGCUCUAUCUGCUUGCUUUUCUCUACUAUUUUCCUUGUUUGUGGCAGGGGUAUCAGUGGUUCUAAGGGCCCAAAAAGAGUCCCCUUGAUUGCUCAACAUUUUGGGAAGUAAAUUUUAUUUGUGUGAGGAGCCAAGCGCUAAGACACUGCUGCACACUACAAAAUUAACCCCCAAAUAAAAAAGUGACCCGAGUUCCCUAUUACAGCAGCAAAACCGGCUGCAGUUUAUGGAACAGGUCACAAGUGCAGUGUACUAAUGAAUUCUACCAUGCUUCGAUCAUUAUAGACAUUAUAGCCUUUGACAACACUGCUUCCACCAAAGUAAGGAUGUAGAUAUUAAGCACUUCUCAAGUUUUUCUUAAGUUCGUAGGAAGAUUUGAACUUAGAGUUGUAACCUUAAAUUCCAUAUGGAACCUUUAAUUUUGCCUGCUCCUCAAGUAU
Molecule: messenger RNA, 1313 nt
Organism: Nicotiana tabacum (common tobacco)
Lineage: Eukaryota; Viridiplantae; Streptophyta; Magnoliopsida; Solanales; Solanaceae
Source: RefSeq, a predicted model, not a curated record